This is a messenger RNA of Recurvomyces mirabilis, 1743 nucleotides long. RefSeq lists its product as uncharacterized. Bases 1 to 1743 code for a protein of 580 amino acids. The record is from RefSeq and is a predicted model, not a curated record. Gene Ontology annotation, molecular function: oxidoreductase activity. Lineage: Eukaryota; Fungi; Ascomycota; Dothideomycetes; Mycosphaerellales; Teratosphaeriaceae. The transcript has 2 exons.
AUGGCUAAGGGGGUGGAGAAUCAGAAGCGGAAGCGUGUGUUGGUCGUGGGAGCUGGAGCUGCCGGCAUGACCUGCGCACACCACCUCGCCCAGCACAAAGACAAAUUCGACGUAACGGUCGUCGAUGCAGUCAACUACUGCGGUGGCCAAGCCUACAGUAUACCGCUGGACAAGGGGAAGACGGGUGCAUCAUGGCUGAACCAGGGCGUGCAGGGAGGCUCCUACAUCUUCCACCACACCAUGACCAUGUUUGCCCGCAAUGGCUACUGGGCGGAUCCGGUCAAGCUCCAGGUCUCUUUCGGCAAAGGCGAGCAGUUUUGGUCGAACGUAUACCCGACGAAGAUGCUGCAGAAGCAUGAGAAGGAGGUCAAGCGAUUCUUUACCAUGCUGAAGGUUACGCGCAUGUUUGAGGUACUGUUUGCGCUACUACCGAUCAAGUAUUUGGUCAAGCUCUGGGGUUUCACAGAAGAGUUUGCAAAUGUCGUGGCUCUGCCCAUGGUCGCAUUGUUCUUGGGGACUGGCAACUAUGCGCCGGAGGUGCCAUCCAUGAUUCUUGAGAGGCUGUGCACCAGCCCGACAUACGGCAUGUGGUAUCCGCCAGACAAGGCCAGUGUUGCCAGCAAUCUGCCUCCCAUGGUCGUCUUCCCGAACUUCAGCGACUUUUACACGACCUGGCAGAAGAACUUGCAGAAGAUGGGCGUCAAAAUCCGCCUAUCUACAGAGGUCACAAGGGUAACCAAGCGCGAUAAGAAUGGCGUGCAAGUCAAGAUCGUCAGCCGUACGCCAGCCAAGGACAACCACAACCAAGACUCCGCCUGGGUGCCAAACACAGUCGAAGGUUCGAACGCCGAUGCGGACGCAGUCGAGACAACAGAAGAGUAUGACGAGAUCGUGCUCUGCGUCCUGACCGAUACCGCCAAACGUCUCCUCAAACCCACCAUCACCUCGCUCGAAUCCAAGAUCCUCGGCUCCGCCAAAUUCGCCAACGAUAUCACAGUCACACAUCAAGACAUUGAUUAUAUGAAAAAACACUACGAGAACUUCUACAGCGACGAGUUCGCCGUCCAGAACAUCAACGGUGUAGACCAAACCCAGCGCUGCGAGUUCGCCCGCGACCAUUUCAAGGCCAUGUACCUCAUCCGCAUGUAUCCGCAAGACCUCACGAAGCUGGAAAUGUGCUUCGACUGCACCAACUACCAGGCUCAAUUUCCGCCCAACGUUCCCUUCGAGAAGCACGUCUUCCAGACCAUCUUCUUGAAUAAAGACCGUGAUGGCCAUCUCUGGACUAUCGACGAGAUUGACGAAAGCAAGAUCGUCCGCAAGGAUUGGUGGCAUCAGCUCUGUCACUCCUGGACGCACUACCUCUUCGUCGUCCCCUGGAUGUGGCUCCUACAAGGCAAACGCCAUACCCGCUUCGCCUCCUCCUGGACCAUGGUCAACGCGCACGAAGUCGCUUGUAUCGCUGGUAUCGCCGCUGCGGUGGAUCUCGGCGCAGAGUACCCGGAUGAUCUCGAACGUGACAAGUUUGCUUUCUUGGCCUUUAGGCUCUAUUAUCUCCUCCUUUAUGGACGCUGGUAUGGCCGUCGCGCGACAAAGCAUUCGAAGGAGGGGGUGGGCAAGGAUUGGGCGCAGGGGAAUGAGUAUGGGAGUACGUAUGCUGGGCCGGGCGUCAAUAGUACUGAGGAGAGGAGGAUUUGGAGGAAGGAUUUUGAGGCGGGGAAGAGUAGUGGGGAUAUGAUGUGA